Passer montanus (Eurasian tree sparrow) is the source of this 1126-nucleotide messenger RNA. RefSeq names its product general transcription factor IIIC subunit 6 (gene GTF3C6). The record is from RefSeq and is a predicted model, not a curated record. Gene Ontology annotation, biological process: transcription by RNA polymerase III. The transcript is spliced from 6 exons. The coding region runs from base 121 to 783 and encodes 220 amino acids. Lineage: Eukaryota; Metazoa; Chordata; Aves; Passeriformes; Passeridae. Gene Ontology annotation, cellular component: transcription factor TFIIIC complex.
UCCGAGGGCGGCUGGCCCCGAGGUGGGGGCGGCUCCGAGGGCGGGCGGCUGCGCUCUAAGAUGGCGGCGCGGGCCCCACGUGGUGCGCGCUGAGGCGGGCGCGGGGCGGGCGCUGGCGACAUGGCGGCGACGGCGGCGGGUAGCGAGGGCGGGAGGAGCGACGGAGCGGAGGAGGACGAGGUGGAGGAGCAACUGGUCAUGGUUGAGCUAUCAGGAAUUAUUGAUUCAGACUUCUUAGAAAAAUGUGAAAACAAGUGCAAGAUUUUGGGAAUAGAGACAGAGAGGCCCAUUUUGCAAGUGGACAGAUAUGUAUUUGCAGGAGAAUAUGAAGAUGCCUUGGGAACCUGUGUGGUUUUUGAAGAAAACACAGAGCAAGAUGCAGAAGGCAACCAAAAAGUACAGCUGAAAUACAAGUGCCACACAGUGAAGAAGCUGAACAUGACACGGACCCUUCUGACUGAAAAGAAGGAAGGAGAAGAGAAUGUUGGUGGAGUAGAGUGGUUGCAGAUCAAGGACAGAGAUUUUUCCUACAGCAGGCUUAAUAUGAUUUGCAGUUUUCUGCCUGAAAAGGAUGAUUCUGAGGAGUCAGCUCAGGCCCAAGAUAAACUGACUGAAGAGUCAGAGGGAGAAGUGAGUGGCAAAGGCAAUUCUAACAUGAACUGUGACCUGGAAAAGCAGCACACCUUGGAAACAGAUGCCCCUAUUCCUUUGCCUGUCAGCUCUGCUUCUGGGGCAGAGGAAACUCCUUCUGGAAAUGCUGCCUUAGAGGAUGUACCUCCAUGAUACUAACUCUGAUCUUUUCAGGAUUUCUUCACAGAAUUAAUGGGCCAACUUUUGUAGGCCAUGACAUGGUUUCCACCUUGUCUGAAAAAUGAAUAGUGGAAAAACAGACAUUAUGUUCUUUUGUGUUUGAAUUAUUUUGAAUUAUACAAAGAGGGAAGGGCUUAAGUGUUUUUUAAAAUUACUGACUGAAAAUGUAUGUAUCCCUACCUCAAAACUGGACAAGUGGAAAUGGUUACAUAAUUAAAAGAAACUCCUAGCUUAGAAAAAUGUUGAUGUAUUGUACAGACUGAAACAUUUUGUAAAAAGAAACACAAUUGUUUAAAAUAAAGACCUGAAUUUUUUC